Messenger RNA from Triplophysa rosa, 923 nucleotides. It is a transcript of the gene cdca9, whose product is annotated as cell division cycle associated 9. NCBI's taxonomy places the organism in Eukaryota, Metazoa, Chordata, Actinopteri, Cypriniformes, Nemacheilidae. The transcript is spliced from 10 exons. Gene Ontology annotation, cellular component: chromosome, centromeric region; chromosome passenger complex; spindle midzone. Gene Ontology annotation, biological process: mitotic sister chromatid segregation. Bases 96 to 845 code for a protein of 249 amino acids. The record is from RefSeq and is a predicted model, not a curated record.
CUUUGCAUGAGUUAUUAAGGUAAUUAGGGAGCAACUGUGCUGUCGUUUAUAAUCUUAUUUAAGAGGGGCGCCAGAGCAAAUAGUUUGUUAAUGCCAUGGCUCUACGACGAACUAGAAAAGUCCGUCAGAAUUCAGAUGAUCAGCCCGACGGGCAACAAAACUAUGAGCAAAAUAUUAAACUAAACAAGAGAAAAGAGCUUUUCAUACAACAGUUUGAAAAGGAAGCUCAGGAUCGGAUAAAUGAAAUGGAGGCCAAUCUGCACAAGUUAUUGGCAACUGUGGACAGGGUCUUCAAAAUAGAGUUGAUGAAGAUGCCUCACUCCCUUCACACCACGCUUAUGAAAGAUCUCAUGAGUGGUCACGACACCUCCGUAGGCGAGGUCACUAUGGCUAUCACGAGUGCAUCUCCAGAAAUUCGGAAACCCCUAACUCGAAAGCCAAGCAAGAAAGGGUUCAGUGACAUUGGAAUACAGCAAAAAUCAUCAGCUUCAAACAAAAGUACAGUGGAAGGGCAUAAGAAAGGUUCAAAGAAGACCCUGCACUCCAGUAACAGUACAGGAAGUCUACGAUGUGCCUCAACUAUCAGUGCAAAAAGAACUCUAGGACGGGUUGUCAAGCUUGGGUUGGGAGGUAAAUCAAGACAAGUGAGUCGUUCAGUUGGUGAUGAAAUGAUGGCUUCAGCCACAAUAGUAACAUCUCUCGGAGAACCUUUGCUCAUUUCUGAGGACAAUAAAGAUGAAAUCAAUGUUGACCUACUUGACGAUGCUGCUUUAAUACAAAUGCGAAAGAUCAAGGACCUGAUGGACUAUCUUUGUAACAAAGUAGUGUUUAAUAACACUCGCUGAUGUGAUUUUAAUGUGAUCAAUUGUAGUCAGUUUUAAAAUAACCAUUUAUGUCCACUAUGUAAGGUAAUAAACUUAUUU